GAAUAUCUCAGUACGAUUUUAACCAUAAAUGGAAAGGGAGUUCAUUUUGGAAUUUGAAAAAAAAAAUAGCAAAUAAAAAAGAAUGUAUUUUUUCUGUGAUUUCUUAAUUUUUGGUUGCCUAUUUGUCAGUGGCUUCCACUAUGGCUACUACUGCAAAUAUGCCUAUGCCUACGAUAAUCUCUGGAAUCAUUGGUUCUCUCUGGUGGGCAUUAUUUUGUGUCUAAUUCUGGCCGUCGGUUGGUGUCUGCGAAAAUACAAAAAGAAAAAAUAUCUUUUUGAGAAUUUCUAUGUGAUAUUCUAUGGUUUGAUAUGCAGUAUAAUAAGUGCAGUAUUUCUUUUGUCGGAAAAUGUGGACAUUUCCUUCUAUUUUAUCUUCGCAUCGAUGGUUAUCAUCUAUUUGCCAUGUUACAACUACAUAUCGCUGCGAGUUGGAGCAAACGGCUGCCGACCGGCUCGCAUUGCUCUGGGCAAUGCUAUGUAUUUUGCUGGUUUGACAUCGGGCUUUGCCAUUUUCGAUGAGCUACAACCAAAGGUGGCUGGUUGGGCAGUAUUCGCAAUAAGUUUGACCUUUGUCAUUGGCAUCAUUGUCAACGAGAGUCUGCAUCAGUGCCGCUGCCAAGACUACAAAAGUUCCUGUGAUUUGGUUUUCAAUCUGCUGAAUGAGGAGAAGCUGGUGUUUGCCGAGAGGAAAUCGAUAACUGCCCUGUUUGUGGGUCGCGAUGAUUAUUGUUUCAAACGGAACAUACAAUGGUUGGUGGUGGGUCUGGCGGCCAUUAUUGUUGCGGAGCGUUGCUUCUUUUUCUCCUGGUCCUAUUUGGAGUUGAUGCAAAGUGCCACCAGGGGCUAUACGCGGGGCAGUGAGCUGCUCUAUUUACCCUAUCUCCUGUAUGCAGGGGGUUGCUGCCUGGGUUCCCUGCUUAUGCUGCGCUAUAAACCCAAACUGAUAUAUCUAAUGUUUGGCCUCAUAAAAAUUACCAUUUCAGCGGCCAUACUUGGUGUCUACUCAGAUGGCCAUACCGAAGAUUGUUUUCUCUUUUUAUGUUUCUAUUAUCUCAGCCUGGGAGUUUACUCCAGCAUUGGCCUGCAGAUGUUGGUGGAGGCGACACCAUUUCUUUAUACUGAAUUGGCUCUGGGUGUUGCUUUCUGCAUGGAAAUCGGCCUAAUGGAGUUGCUGAAAUUUGAGGCCCUCAACGAAGACUAUUGGUCCAGAAUGUGGAUAAUGACGACAGUAACAAUUUGCCUGACGGCAAUUUGUAUUCCACUGAUCCAAAUGUAUUUACCCAAGUCCCUGGGUCUAAUUGAAAUACGUAACCGGUUAUUGGGUAUCCAAAGACAGCCAGUGAAAUCCUAUGAAAAUCGCCUGUGGAAAAAUAAUUUCUAUUUGCAAAUGGAAAUACCCACAAAUGCGGUGAGUUUUGCAUUGGAAAAGAAUCGAGUCUUCCAUCAGUACCCGGGACCUGAAGAGACCAAAACGAAAUUUUAAUAAAAAAAAAUGAUUGAUUUAUUGUGAUAGAAUUCGAUUUUUGUGGUGUGCUAUAUUUUUAAC
Molecule: messenger RNA, 1546 nt
Organism: Musca domestica (house fly)
Lineage: Eukaryota; Metazoa; Arthropoda; Insecta; Diptera; Muscidae
Exons: 3
Coding region: 83-1483 (466 amino acids)
Source: RefSeq, a predicted model, not a curated record